AUGGGAUUUUUGCGGAUUUCAUUACUUUCAAACGUGAGAGGACUGAUUCGAAGAGCACCCUCCUCGCGGCGACUGUACGUGGUUCCUGCACUUUCCCGGCGGACGAAUCCCCCUACAGUGUCACACUCUGAGAAACAAGGUAAGGAACUGGAGUUAAACAAAAUUGGGGUUCUUAGGGAUGAUCCGUAUCUCGCUUUGUCGUUUCUGAAUCGAAUUGAAGGAAAUGGGGCUCAACCUAGUGUCCAUGCUUUUGCAAUUCUUAUCAGAAACGUUUGUAGUUGUGGUUUGAAUAAGAAACUGGGUCGGUUGUUAGUGGAACUCAUUAGGAAAGGAGAUGAGGGACGAGGUUUCAGUGUCGAGGAUUUGUUAGAGGCCAUUGUAGAAGCCGAAGAAGAGGAUGGAGAAAAAGGUGAAGGUUCGUCGCAGAUGUUGAGAAAGCUCUGUGAUUCCUUGGCUAAAGCCUAUGCGAAUCUGAAAAUGUUCGACAAAGCCGUCGAUGCGUAUUUUGAACUGAAAUGCACUCCGGAUGUAAAGGCAUUGAAUUUCUUGAUGAAACGUAUGGUUGCUUGUGGAGAAAACGAAAUGGCGCUCUCUGCUUUCCUUCAUUUUAGGUUGGGUGUGGAUAAGGAUAAGGAUACGUACGUGCUUUUGGUCCAGGCGUAUCGCAAGGUGGUCUGUUGUUUAUGCAACGAGAUGGAAACGGACGCUGCUGAAAGACUUGUUCUUCAAAUGGAGAAACUCGGGAUUGCUCCUGAUGUGUUUGUUUACUUGGAGAUCAUCCAAGGACAUCGCAGGAACUUGGAUUUCUGUAAAGCUUUGGUUUUUUUCAGAGAUAUAGUGGCGCCGAGGAGAAACAAGAUAAACCGUGUGAUUGCUAGCUCGAUCCUUCAGUGUUUUUGUCAGAUGGGACAGUUGUCGGAAGCUUAUGAUCUGUUUAAGGAAUUCAGGAAGAAGAAGGUUACUCUUGAUAGGGUUUGCUACAAUGUGGCGUGUGAUGCUUUGGUAAAGCUUGGCCAAGUAGAAGAAGCUAUCAAGCUGUUCCGAGAGAUGACUGGUAAAGGAAUAGCUCCUGACGUCGUCAACUACACGACUUUGAUCAAUGGUUGCUGUCAACAAGGAAAGUUUCAGGAAGCUCUUGAUCUGAUGAUUGAAAUGGAUGGAACAGUUAAAGCGCCUGAUACCGUUAUAUACGACGUACUCGCCCGUGGAUUAGCUCGGAAUAAGCAUGCGAAAGAGGCACUGGGAACGCUGAAACUAAUGGAAGCUCGAGGUUUGAAGCCCACUCCCGUUACACACAGCAUUCUCCUCGAAGGACUGAUUGUUGGGGGAAAUGCAGACAAGGCUGAAUCUUUAUAUGAGAGUUUGGGAGAUGAGAAAACCCGGGAAAAUGAGUUAAGUAUGGUAAAAGGUUAUGCAGAAGCUGGUCUUCCUGAUCAGGCCUACGAACGGUUCGGUAGACUGGACUUUCCUCUGCCCAAGAAUGUGUAUAUCACACUAUUCUCUAGUCUUUGCGCCGGAGAUAAAGCUUGCGCCGGCGACAAAGAUCGUGCCGGCAAAGCUCAAGACUUGCUGGAAAGAAUGCCGGAAGUAGUUGGAGUUGAGCCUGGGAAGCGCAUGUAUGGGAAACUGAUUCGCGCCUGGUGUCGAGUUAAGGAAGUGAGAAAAGCCAUGAAGAAUUUCAAAGUGUUGCUUUCUUGUAAAAAGAUAGUCCCUGAUUUGUGCACUUACACAAGCAUGAUCAAGGCCUAUUGCUGGAAAGAAGAUUUCAAGGACGCCUAUGAUCUUUUCCAAGAGAUGAAGCAGAUGAGAAUCGUUCCUGAUGUGGUGACAUACACGGUCUUGCUCAACAACAUUCCAGAGCUGGAUAUGAAGAGGGAAAUGAAAGCCCUUGGCAUUGAACGAGACGUCCACUACUACACGGUCAUGAUUGAUCAGCAGUGCAAGACUGGAGAACUCCAAGACGCGGAGAGGAUCUUUGACGAAAUGAUUGAAAAUGGGUUGGAGCCCGAUGCUGCGCCUUACACAGCACUAAUAGCUCGUUGUUGUAGGGAUGGUGAUGUUUGCAAGGCCAGCAAACUUAUGAAAGAGAUGAGGGAAAUGGGGAUUGAGCCAACGCAAGAUAUCAUCGAUAAAAUAGAGUAUACUAAAUCAAAGGGCCAGUUCAGUAGUACAUUGGUCCAUGAUGAAUAA
Messenger RNA from Microthlaspi erraticum, 2190 nucleotides. The record is from the annotation of a GenBank genome assembly. Lineage: Eukaryota; Viridiplantae; Streptophyta; Magnoliopsida; Brassicales; Brassicaceae.